AUGCGACCUCAUACGCAACACCAGUCCGUUUCCAUCCCGCCCUACCAGCCGGCUGGCCGGAAGCCUGCUGCUGUCAAACGCGCUCACUCCCCGGAAAGCGGAAGAGACGAUGGCCAAGUUCAGAGUGCCAAGCGCCUCAAACCCAUCCCCGAUGAGCCUGGCCCAAGCAAUGCGCGCGAGGAGGCAAGGAGAGAGAAGGAGCGCAAACGUGCGGAGCGCGAGGAAGAGUUCAGGAUAAAGUACAGGCGUGCCUUCCCUAACUGGGUUUUCUACUUCGACCUGGACGCCCUCGGGCCGGACGUCGCCACUAUGCGCGACACUUUGGAACGCAGGGUCCUGUACAUGGGCGCGCGCGUCGAUGACUUCUUCUCUAAAGAUAUUACGCAUCUCGUCACACUUCAGACGGAGGACGCCGACAAGGAAAACUCCACAAAACCAGAGCAACCAGGCCUCUCUUUAGGCAGUCCGAUACGGCUCAGGGGACGCAUGGCAAACGAGCUGCCCAUGCCUGCAUCGGACCAUCUUACAAAGAAAGCACUCGCCUUUGGCAUCAAAGUCUGGAGCUCUGCAAAGCUUGAGAACGUACUUGAUCGCUGUUAUGCACCCGCGGCUCCGAGUAGGACUGCUUCUCGCGCCGUCUCGGUCGCACCCAGAGGACGUACCUUGUCUCGCUUGCUCGACCACGAACGCGUGCAUGGUACUACCACCGAACGUGACCCGACUGAAAAGCGGCAUGACUAUACUUACUUCUCGAAGGGCUCUUGUUUUGUCCUAAUCGAGGACAUGCGACAAGAGCUUGCUACUGUUGCCGCGUUCGAAUACCCACCUGCGAAGAGCCGCGAUGGAAAGGAGAAGCCCACCUGGCCUGUUCUGUAUUUAGAUCAUCGGGCGAGAGGUCCCUUCGUCCCAUAUGACGAGAAGGAAGAGCGUCAGCGCAAGAAGGCAGAUAGAAUGGAUCGCGAGCGAGAGGAGGAGCUCGCACAUAGAAAAGCGCAGCUGGAGCAGGAGCGUCGGAGACGGACACAGGCCAUGCAGCAGGCGAAACAGCAUGACCUGCGGCGAUCUGUGUCCAUGAGCAAUCUCCGCCGCCGAGCGUCGUUCCACGACGCUGGCGUGGAGGGCUUUGUUGAUCUCGACGCGGAUAUUGGCGAUGCAGAGUCCGCAAAUGCCUCGGGAUAUCUCGCCUCGGGUGCGUAUAUGGCUGCAUCGGGCAACAGCGUCAACAUCACGUCUGCGACGGGAACGACCUCGACCGCUGGUCAUACCAUUCGAAGCCUCCAUCUACCGGUUGGCCUGAGAGGACGACUACAGCAGCAAAUCGUAACGUCACGAAGGUUCAUCAAUCCGACGGAGGGCAAGGAGAACAUGAUGGGCCCGCCACCUACCAUUCCUACUAGGAUACACGCAUUGCGGAAGAGCCGCAGUACCAACACGAUGCGAUUGCCUAAGCGCGAAGAGGGCAUGAAGCCGGGUUACUGCGAGUGUUGUAGGGUGAAGUUCGAGGAUUUUCGGACGCAUACUGAAGGUCGCAGACAUCGCAAGUUCGCGACGGACGACUCGAACUUCGUUCAGCUUGACUAUCUCUUGCAGCGCGUGCAGCGCCGUACUGUCGAGGAAGUCCAAGAGGAGAAGCGGAAGUGGGCAUCUAGAUUCUCCCUCGGUGCAGAGGUUGCUUAUGAGGACGUUGUGGACGAUGGGAACGCGCAUGACCCCAUGUCCGAAGAUGAUGUACGAUGGAUCGAGUGGGUUGAUGACCGUGAGGUGUAG
Molecule: messenger RNA, 1767 nt
Organism: Postia placenta MAD-698-R-SB12
Lineage: Eukaryota; Fungi; Basidiomycota; Agaricomycetes; Polyporales; Adustoporiaceae
Exons: 4
Coding region: 1-1767 (588 amino acids)
Biological process (GO): positive regulation of nuclear cell cycle DNA replication; regulation of cell cycle phase transition
Cellular component (GO): Dbf4-dependent protein kinase complex; nucleus
Molecular function (GO): protein serine/threonine kinase activator activity; zinc ion binding; nucleic acid binding
Source: RefSeq, a predicted model, not a curated record